Messenger RNA from Elgaria multicarinata webbii, 4721 nucleotides. Its product is annotated as regulator of G-protein signaling 5-like. The record is from RefSeq and is a predicted model, not a curated record. NCBI's taxonomy places the organism in Eukaryota, Metazoa, Chordata, Lepidosauria, Squamata, Anguidae. The coding region runs from base 124 to 669 and encodes 181 amino acids. The transcript has 5 exons.
CCGGGAUUCAAGGCAGCCGCUUUAUAAAUUUCUGAAAAGAAGCAGGCUGCGUUACAGACAGAGUCUCAGCCCUCACACAAACAGUCUGCUUGGCAUCAAGGGCCACAAUCACCAUACGGCAAGAUGUGCAAAGGAUUAGCAGCUCUACCCCACACAUGUCUGGAGAGGGCCAAGGAGAUCAAGACCAAGUUGGGCACCCUCCUCCAGAAGCCUGACUCGGCUAUUGACCUGAUAAUCCCUUCCCCAGAGAAGCCGGAGAAGUCAGCAAAGGCCCAGAAGCCUUCUCCAGAAGAGGCAUGGCAGUGGCGCAACUCUCUGGAGAAACUCCUUCUAAAUCCUUAUGGGCUUGCCAGCUUCCAGAGCUUCCUCCAGUCUGAGUUCAGUGAGGAGAACAUUGAGUUCUGGAUUGCUUGUGAAGACUAUAAGAAAACCAAAUUGCCUGCUAAAAUGGCUGAAAAGGCCAAGAAAAUCUAUGAGGAAUUUAUCCAAUGUGAGGCUCCCAAAGAGGUGAAUAUCGACCAUUUCACCAAGUCUGUGACCAUGAAGAACCUGGUGGAGCCAUCUGUGAGUACUUUUGACUUGGCCCAGAAGAGAAUCUUCAUGCUGAUGGAGAAAGAUUCCCUCCCCAGAUUUGUGCGUUCCAGCAUAUAUCAGGAGUUAGUAAAGUAGCAAUGUAUCAGAGCUGUGCAAGGCAUUGGUACUCCCACCCAUCAAAGCAGGGUCAUUGCUUACUCCAAUUAUUAGUAACCAGUGUGUACUAUUAUCUUGAUAGUUGCUUUGCUUUUGUGUGUAUUCCAAGCUUCUGAGAUUCAAUGGCUGUGUUAAACGUUCUGCUCAUACUGUUUUGGUGUCUCUCCUUCCAGAUGAUUCCAUUUUACCCUAUCUUCUCAUAUCUGUCCUCCCCACUCUGCUCCAUUUAAGAUCAGUGUUACAAAAAAGAGUUAGAUGGGCAUUCCUAGUUAAAAUGUUUAAAAUGCUAAAACAGAUGUUAACUAUUUAUACACGCAAGGCCAAAUAGAUUCUAAAUCCUACUACCCAUUUUUGAACUAAGCACCCUAGACUCAAGGAGAGUAUAGGAUGUGCACCUCUGUUUGAACUUUCUAUGCUAAGAGAACUAGAACUACUGGGCAACCGGUAGUUAUCAUUCAUCAUUAGCAAAUCAAUCAGUGACCAGAUAGACUGUAUACACAUGGUUUUAAACCCAUGAAACUUGGGCUGUCGCUAGACCUAAGGUUUAUCCCAGGAUCAUCCCGGGUUCGUCCCUGCCUGAGCACUGGAUGCCCUGUGUGGCACUUAGAUCAACAGGUUUGACCCCAGGACAAUCCUGGGAUAAACCUUCGGUCUAGCUACGGCCUUGUACUUAUUAUCCCCAUCAACUAUCAGUUGCAAGUUAAUCAGUGAUUGCAUAGAUCCAGAGUCAAAUAAACAAUGAUAAGAAGGUUGCAGUGUCUUCUAACAAUGUUACGUGUCCUUCAAAAGAAAGAUUCAGAGCUGCAUGUGUCAUCCUACUAUUUCUUAUACUAAUUGUAAAACACCUAGAGAAAUGUAUUUUAUGAGACAUUUAAUAAAUGUAAUAAAUAAAUUUGUAGCCAGGUGGAUGAUCAAGACAGCAUGACUCAGCUGUAAGAAUUCAAGAUUAUAAGGAAGGAUAAGGAUGAGCAUUGGCACAUAGAAACAAUGUGCUUUAUUGUGGCUUUUUAAAACGUAAUUCAUUCCGUGAGGUCCAUAUAUUACCAUGUCAAAACUACUACAAGGUGUUAUUACCCCAGUAAUUUCAGCCGGUGAAUAUGUUGUUUGAAUAUACCAUUGCUUGAAGAGAGAUGGUAUUUACCUUACCAUACUUACCUUACAGCACCUGUCAUAUCAGGGAGCAUUUACACAACGUGUUCACCAGAUGAAAUUAACACUGGUGAAACUCACCUGAAGUUUGCAAUAAGUAGAUGAUGGAUUUAGGUUUAUGUCUCAAUAAUCUGAAUUUAACUUUAAUGAAUGCAUUGUCUGUCACUUUGAUCAGACAAAUCAGCUGAUCAAAGUCCUGGGCAGCAUUGUUGCUAUAACUGCUAAAAGCCUCAAAUUUAUCUUAAGUAGAACCAUUAAUCAAUAACCUUCAUAGGCAGCAGAUAACAAGGACAGCACAAUGAUUGAUGAGUUACAAUGGGCUCCCUUGGGGGAAGGGCAGUAUAUACACAAAAUAAAUAAUUUAUUAUUAUUAUUAGUAGUAGUAGUAGUAGUAUUGCAACAAAGGAUUAUCUCCUGGGAACUGAGAAACGUACGUCUUCUGCAGGUCUGCACAAUGUGUGACCCACAAAGUCAGAUGCCAGGUGCUUGAGAAGCCCCCUCUUUUUGCAGUCCUGCCAGUCAGCAAAACCAAGCAUUUGUCGAGCUCCUUGUUGGCUCUGCAACCUUGGUGGAUCCCAAGUUGUGCAGGGCAGCUGUACUACAAAGAAGGCUAAAGAGAAAGUGAUUGCUUUUAGGCAGUGGCUGAUGUUUUUCGAGUAUAUUGCACAGUGCUAGAGUUAAAGGGAGGGAUUUGUAAAUCCUAUUAUUUUAAAAUACUCACACAAAAUAGCUGUUACCCAAACAUUUGGAGGUGGAGACACAGAGAAAAAUAAAUCAAAUGAUCACUGCCCAAACAGCAUGGCUUAUUUAACAACCCAGGCCUCUUACCUAUUUUCAUUGCCUGCAUUAGAUUUAUUGGGGUUGUAAUUUCAUAUAGUGGCCCUGCAUAUCCUCCAGUGCCUACGCACAGCUUUACGUAAUGCUCCUGAAGUACUCUUUUCUGAAUUGUGAUGAAAAUACUUGUGGUGAAGUCUUCUCUUAUUAACUCUCUCUGUAGCAGGCUUGCCAAAGUGGUAUUCUGGCCCGAAACUUUAAUCUGAAGAAAUUAUUAUUAGGAUGUGUGUAAAAACAUCAUUAAGGAAUCCUGUUUAGACUGCAUUUACAUAGACAGGACAUAGAUCCAAACACAACUGAAGGAAGCAAAUUUAAAUUUGGAAAACCUAUCAGUGCUACCAGAGUAAAUAAUAUCAUCUUGCAAUCCAAGUGUGUACAUGCGUGCUCUUAAGAGUACCAAUCGUGGGGAGAUAGUGCCAGUCAUGGGAAAUCCAGCCCCCAGGUCCCUGUCUUGAACAGUUAACUGUUGGUAUUCAGAGCAUCUGACCAGAGCUACACACACAUACACACAAUUGUCUGGUGGAUCUCUGCUGAUAGGAAACUGUGCAAACAGCAUAAAUGUGUGUGUACAUGUGGGCAUUAUCUGGAUCAGGGUGCAUAAACGCAUCUAUUUAAUAAAGUUUGUUCCAAUGUCCAGCAAUAUGUUGGAACAUUGCAUGGUUAAACAUAGGGUUUUUCCUCCUUUGGUCUGUUGAACUGCUUCAAAUACAAGGAAGGUUGGAAAUUUUAGAGAAAAGUGUUGGAUAUAGUUCUAAUAGGGUUUUUUUUUAAAAAAAUUGAAAUUAAAAUUAUUUCGUUAACUAUUUUGUUAUUUUCCAGAAUUCUAAGACUUGGGAAGUUGUAAAGAUAAGGAAAUGAACCCCAAAUCUAUAUGAUUUAAAAACAAAACACAAAACCAUUUGCGAAACCCUUUUAAAUUCAAGAUAAAAAGAAAAUACAAAACCAAGAAACCUCUGGCAGGAAUUAUUAUGUUUCUUAUAAAUGUUUGGUUUAUUAAAAAGUGGCAUUUAAUCAGCUUUAGUUUUUGGUUAAAAAUAGUCACUCAGUUCUCAUUACUUUGACUCCACAGGAUGUUAGUAAUGGGGAUACGUUAGUGCUGUUUCCCAUCAAAUGUACGUGGAACCCUCACAACUCAAAUCGAGCCCUGGCCAAAGAAAAUACCCUGUUAUAUGUUGCAAAUAACGUCUUUGAUCUCACUACGAUUUCAAGCUGACAGGUGCCAACGUUACACAAAUAGAUGUUUGCUUCUAGCUUGCCCUGACCCCAUGUUGUUAUUUGAUUAAUUCUCAUAGUAACACCAUCAUGUAGGGCCCUUUUUAUAACUUAUUCCCUUUUAAAGACAGGCAAAGCUAAAUUUGGGUGCUACCAUGCUCUCGAAGAGCCCUCAUUCAUUCCAGUGGGGUUUGUACAGGAGAACUUCUAGUGGGCUCAUGCACAAAUCCUAUUACUUCGAUAUGGAUACAGAAAUGGAAAGUAAAUUAAGGUCUGUAAUGUACAAAGUGUUUAUAAGCGGCCUUAAUAAGCCUGUAACACUGCUUCAUACACAUGGUUGCCAGUUCUUACGGUUUGAUUUAAAACUUCAGGUUUUCAAUCUCAUUCCAGGUGAAAGACUAAAAUCUCAGAGUCAGGGGAUGGAUCCAAAGUAAAGAGUAAGUUACUUUCCACAUGGAUUGAAAGGUUUUGUGGUGUAGGCCGCCCCAUCUUCAGGCACAGAUAGGUUUUGCCCCCUGCCCUUCCAAGUGCCAUCCUCUAAAGUUCUACCCAAUUCCAUAAUGUUUUAUUCCCCAUACAUGCCAAGUGCCAACCCUUAGGUCCCUGGCACUAUUCCUUGAGUCUCAGAUCUAAUCUUGAGGGGACCUGGUAACUCUACCAAUACAAUGUGGUUAGUUAUGUUGGAAUAACAGGAGUUGACCUAUAAAAUGUACCCAAAGUGCUAAACGUAAGUGCUGCUGUCAUCACCCUGAUCAUCAUCUCUAGUUUUCUUAAAUUGCUUAAUAAAGAACUUUUAAUCCUCCAAGUUCUAAAUAUAAAUAAACUGUUUAGCCUUU